AUGGCAGGGACCAAGGCCUGGAUAUUCUCCUUCCUGCUCCUGGAAAUCACCUCCGUGCUGGGGAGGCAGAUGAUGCUCACCCAGUCUGUGAGAAGAGUCCAGCCUGGGAAGAGGACACCCAGUGUCUUGGCCAAGCCUGCUAACCCUCCAGACAGUGAUGGCGAGUGGACCACAUGGUUCAACAUUGAUCAUCCAGGUGGGCUGGGCGACUAUGAGCGGCUAGAUGCCAUUCGUUUCUACUACGGUGAUCGUGUGUGUGCCCGUCCCUUGAGGCUAGAGGCUCGGACCACUGACUGGAUGCCCGCGGGCAGCAAUGGCCAGGUGGUCCAUGGCAGCCCCCACGAAGGCUUUUGGUGCCUGAACAAGGAACAGCGGCAGGGCCGUAACUGCUCCAAUUACACUGUGCGCUUCCUCUGCCCACCAGGGUCCCUGCGCCGGGACUCAGAGAGCAUCUGGAGCUCCUGGUCUGCCUGGAGCAAGUGCUCAGCUGCUUGUGGCCAGACUGGCGUGCAGACCCGCACACGCGCCUGCUUGGCAGAGACAAUGUCACUGUGCACCGAGGCCACUGAGGAAGGCCGGCUCUGUGUGUCCCAGGCUUGUACAGCAUGUGACCUGACCUGCUCCAUGGGGAAAGUGAAUGCUGACUGCGAUGCCUGCAUGUGCCAGGACUUCACACUUCAUGGAGUUGUCUCCCUCCCUGGCGGUGCCCCAGCCCCAGGGGCUACCGUCUACCUACUGACCAAGAAGCCUAAGUUGCUGACUCAGACCGACAGCAAUGGGAGGUUUCGUGUCCCUGGUUUGUGCCCUGAUGGUCAAAGUGUCUUGAAGAUUACAAAGACCAAGUUUGCUCCCAUUAUGCUCACAAUGCCUAAGACUAGACUGAAAGCAGCUACCGUCAAUGCUGAGUUCGUGAGAGCAGAGACUCCAUACAUGGUGACAAGUCCCCAGACAAAAGCACGGAGAGCUGGCCAGAGUGUGUCCUUGUGCUGUAAGGCCACGGGGAAGCCCAAUCCAGAGAAGUAUUUCUGGUACCACAACAACACUUUGCUGGAUCCCUCCCUCUACAAGCAUGAGAGUAAGCUGGUGAUGAGGAACCUGCAGCAGGACCAGGCUGGGGAGUACUUCUGUAAGGCUCAGAGCGAUGCUGGGGCUGUGAAAUCCCGGGUUGCCCAGCUGAUGGUCAUAGCGCCUGAUGCGGCUCCUUGCAACCCAGUCCCUGAGAGCUAUCUAAUCAGGCUGCCCCAUGACUGCUUCCAGAAUGCCACCAACUCCUUCUACUAUGACGUGGGCCGCUGCCCAGUCAAGACCUGUGCCGGACAGCAGGAUCACGGCCUCAGGUGCCAGGAUGCUGUGGAGAACUGCUGUGGCAUUUCCAAGACUGAGGAGAGGGAAAUCCAAUGCAAUGGGUACACGCUGCCCACCAAGGUGGCUGCGGAGUGCAGCUGCCAGCGAUGCACGGAGACAAGGAGCAUUGUGCGGGGCCGCGUCAGUGCAGCGGACACCGGGGAGCCCAUGCGCUUUGGCCAUGUAUACCUGGGGGGCCACCGUGUAAGCAUGACUGGCUACAAGGGCACUUUCACACUGCACGUACCUCAGGAUACAGAGAGGCUGGUACUCACGUUUGUGGACCGACUGCAGAAGUUUGUCAACACCACCAAAGUGUUGCCCUUUAACAGGAAGGGGAGUGCUGUGUUCCAUGAGAUUAAGAUGCUUCGCCAGAAAGAGCCCAUCAUCCUGGAAGCCACGGAGACCAACGUCAUCCCCCUGGGGGAAGUGGAUGGCGAAGAUCCCAUGGCCGAAUUGGAGAUCCCAUCCAACAGCUUCUUCCAGCAGAACGGGGAGCCCUAUGCUGGUAAAGUGAAGGCCAGUGUUACCUUCCUGGAUCCACGUGAUGUUUCCACAGCCACAGCCGCUCAGAGUGACCUGAACUUUGUCAAUGAUGAGGGAGAUACCUUGCCCCUUCGGACAUACGGUAUGUUCUCAGUGGACUUCACAGAGGAGGCCACGGCAAAGCCACUUAAUGCUGGCAAGGUGAAAGUCCGACUUGACUCGACCCAGGUCAAGAUGCCAGAGCAUCUGUCUGCCAUGAAACUCUGGUCACUCAACCCUGACACGGGGCUAUGGGAGGAGGAAGGUGAUUUCCUGUUGGAGAGCCCAGGGAGGAACAAAAGGGAGCAGAGAACGUUCUUGGUGGGUAACCUGGAGAUCCGGGAGAGGAGGCUGUUUAACCUGGAUGUCCCUGAAAGCCGGAGGUGCUUUGUUAAGGUGAGGGCCUAUCGGAGUGAGAGGUUCCUGCCCAGCGAGCAGAUCCAGGGGGUCGUGGUCUCUGUGAUCAACCUGGAGCCAAGAACUGGCUUCUCAUCCAACCCUAGGGCUUGGGGCCGCUUCGACAGUGUCAUUACAGGCCCCAAUGGAGCCUGCCUGCCUGCCUUCUGUGACGACCAGUCCCCUGAUGCCUAUUCCGCCUACGUCUUGGCCAGUCUGGCUGGGGAGGAAUUGGAAGCAGUAGAGUCCUUUCCCAAAUUUAAUCCAAAUGCAAUUGGCGUGCCCCAGCCCUACCUCAACAAGCUCAAGUAUCGUCGGACAGACCACGAGGACCCACGCGUUAAAAAGACAGCGUUCCAGAUCAGCAUGGCCAAGCCAAGGCCCAACUCAGCUGAGGAGAGCAAUGGGCCCAUCUAUGCCUUUGAGAAUCUUAGGGCCUGUGAGGAGGCACCUCCCAGUGCAGCCCACUUCCGGUUCUACCAGGUUGAGGGAGAUCGGUAUGACUACAACACGGUCCCCUUCAAUGAAGAUGACCCCAUGGGUUGGACUGAAGAUUACUUAGCGUGGUGGCCCAAGCCAAUGGAGUUCAGGGCCUGCUACAUUAAGGUGAAGAUUGUGGGACCGCUGGAGGUGAAUGUGCGAUCUCGCAACAUGGGGGGUACCCACAGACAGACAGUGGGGAAGCUGUACGGGAUCCGAGAUGUGAAGAGCACUCGAGAUAGGGACCAGCCUAAUGUCUCAUCAGCAUGUCUGGAGUUCAAGUGCAGUGGGAUGCUCUACGACCAGGACCGCGUGGACCGCACCCUGGUCAAAGUCAUCCCCCAGGGCAGCUGCCAGCGAGUCAGCGUGAACUCCAUGCUGCACGAGUACCUGGUCAACCACCUACCCUUGGCGGUCAACAACGACAGCAGCGAGUACACUAUGCUGGCACCCCUGGACCCGCUAGGCCACAAUUAUGGUAUCUACACAGUCACUGACCAGGAUCCCCGCACAGCCAAGGAGAUAGCGCUUGGCAGGUGCUUUGAUGGCACGUCUGACGGCUCUUCCAGAAUCAUGAAGAGCAAUGUGGGCGUGGCGCUCACCUUUAACUGUGUGGAGAGGCAGGUGGGCCGUCAGAGUGCUUUCCAGUACCUCCAGAGCACCCCAGCCAGGACCCCUGCUGCAGGCACUGGCCGAGGAAGAGUGUCCUUGAGGAGGCAGCAGCGGGCCAGGAGGGGUGGCCAGCGCCAGCCUGAGGGAGCAGCCCCCUGGAGGUUCUCUGGGGCUGCUCAGCAACCCCUGAGCAACUAA
Molecule: messenger RNA, 3555 nt
Organism: Ochotona curzoniae (black-lipped pika)
Lineage: Eukaryota; Metazoa; Chordata; Mammalia; Lagomorpha; Ochotonidae
Product: cartilage intermediate layer protein 1
Exons: 8
Coding region: 1-3555 (1184 amino acids)
Molecular function (GO): carbohydrate binding
Source: RefSeq, a predicted model, not a curated record